This is a messenger RNA of Symbiodinium natans, 1827 nucleotides long. NCBI's taxonomy places the organism in Eukaryota, Dinophyceae, Suessiales, Symbiodiniaceae. The record is from the annotation of a GenBank genome assembly.
AUGGUGAAGAAGAAAAAAGCCUACGACGGAAGGAGCGAUGAUGAGGAUUUUCAAAUCGGGGACGAAGUGGAGAUCCACGGGUUGCAAGGUGCCAAAGAAUUGAACGGCCGAACGGGGCGCAUUGUCGCCUUUGUUGAGGAAACCCAGCGGUUUGGGGUGAAACUGGACGGUGAGUUGGAAAACAAGGCAGUGCGUCCUGCGAACCUCCGCCGUCUUGACGAGGACAAUGGUUCUGAGCGGGCGAUGCUGGAAGCGCAGCUGGCACAGGUGGUAGAGCAGAUCAAGGCCGCGGAGGAGUGCGGCGAGGAUAAAAGCCUGUACCAGCGGAUGCUUGCUGAGCUUAUCCGGAAGCUCAAAGACAUUGACGAGAUGAAUGAGGCGCGCGCAAAGCAGCGGGCCGCAGCGGCGGCCAAUGCUGCAGCCGCAGCGGCAGAGAAGGCGGCAGAGAAGGCGGCAGAGAGGGCAAGGAAAGCCCAAGAGGAGAGGCCGGUGCUCGGCCCGAAGCCUCCAGGUGCCUCCAAGGCGCCGGAGGGCCUCAGACCGCCGCCCCUGCCGCGGGAACAGCAUCACCCGCUGCCGCCGAAGCAGCCGAGGGAGAAGGUGGCCAGCGAGGCGAAGAUCGAGCCGCGGCCGCCCAUCGCCCCUCGCCCGGGACCGCCACCAGUGCUGCCACAGAGGCCUGUCGCGCAGUUGCUGCCGGCCAAAGCGAGCAAGCCCAUGUACACAGAUGAGCAUGAGUAUCCUGACCCGACCAGGGCAUAUCAAGCCGGAAGGGUCUUCGCGGGUUCAAUCCUUUGUGGCCUUAUAGCUUCACAGGCUGACUUGUUUCCUGCAACCUGGUUUGUGUGGACGUUCCUCUUGGUUCACCUCGUUGGGGUGGCCUUCCUCACUGACUACGCCGGCCAAAGCGGGCUCCUGGCACUUUGCGCAACCUUUGGGCUCCAUGCUGGCUUUGCGCUCAGCGAGUUUGCCCUCUGGAUGCUGGACCAGGACGGUUCUGACUCUGUCGGUCCCUGGUCUAUCUUGGUUUUCUUUUGUUGUAUAUUGUACUUUCACUCCUUCUGGAUGGAAUCCACGGUGCUGCCACCAGAUUACAUCACUAGCAUUUCGCUGUUUUUCCCCAUGUUUCCCGCGUUUAACGCGGCCGUUGCAUGUAGUUGCCUUGAGCUCUUCCUUGAAUGGAGAUGGUUCCCAGACUACAAGCUCUGGCCGUCUCUCGCUGUGCUUGGAGUAGCGAUGUGUGCUGCCGGCCAGGCGCUGAUUGCGAUCGCCUCGCGCACCGCCGACCGCAACUACUGGGCAAGCUGCCGCAACAUGCCAGAAGAGGAGGAGCGGCCAGAGGAUUUCGUGGGCUUGGAAAUCCCAGAUCGACGAAUAGUUCAGGAGGGAGUCUACCAGUACGAGAGGCACCCAGCGUACUUGGGUGCAAUGCUCUGGGGUCUUGGCAUCGAGGUUGCCUUGUGCAAUCCCAUCAUGGCUCUGGUCGUUGGCUUCGUGCUCUGGGCAUCGUUGCUGUACGUCGCCUUGGAGGAGGAGCAGGAGCUGUACGACGAGUUCAAGGGCGGUUAUGCCAACUACGCCACGUUGACCUCGUGCUGGAUCCCGCUUUUCAACUCGUUCCUAGACAAUUCCGCCUUCCAACGCGAGAUGACGGACACUUGUGAAGAAGAUCAUGAGAACAUGCAGGAGGAGACGGAAGAAGAGGGCGAGGAGGAAAUGGAAGACGACCUCCGAAGUGAGGAUGACUUGUUGCCUACUUGGGAAGGAGUACCGAAAGGUGGGGCUCUCUGGAACCGUCAGUUUCGCGAGCCUUGGAUGCUUGGGUAG